GCGGGGAGGGAAGCACAGUGAUGGCGCGCUCAGCUCCCUCCCUGCCCACCACUUGACUCGCCCAAUGCGUGGAAAUACAAAACUUGGUCGCCUUUCGAACCUUCACGCGCGAGAAAUUUGCCGAAUCAAAGUCAAGAAGAGAAAGGGCAAUAAAGGAAGGAAGAAGAAGAAAACAAGAAAAUAAAAGAAAGUGCGAUGAGAAAGAUAAGAGAGUGUUAAGAGUGAAGGAAGGAAAAGAAAAUAGAAAUAAAGAAGAGGAAGGAGGAGAAAAAAAGAGGUAAGAAAGGAGAGAAGAGAAAAUAGCAAUGAACGAAACGGGGAGGAAAUAGAAAAAAAAAGAAAAAGAAAAGAAAAGAAACAAAAAUGGAUGAAACUUCGGAAACCAAAAACAUAUAACGGAAAGUGAAGGAGAAGGAAUAAUAAAAAAGAGAGAGGGAAGAAAAGAAAGAAAGAAAGAAAAGGAGGAAGUGAAUAGAAAGGAAGAAGGGAAAGGGGGAGAGAAAGGAAAAAAGAAAGAAAGAAAGAAUAAGAAAAGAAAAUAGAAUAGAAAAGAAAAAUAGAGGGUGAAAAAUAAGUAAAAAAAAGGAGUAGGAAACGAGAGAAAAAAAAAAAAUCAAAGGGAGAGAAAGAGAGAGAAAAACAGAAGGAAAAGACGAGGCGGAAGAAAAUAGCGAAGAGGAGGCCACGAGAAGUGCGAAAAAGCCGCCACCAUGACGAUGUCCAGCUACGAAAUCCGCAAUGACGACGGCGCACACAACAGCGAGAAGGUCACUAAGCUGGUGGUGGAGAUCAACUCGCAGGUGGCUCUGUUCCGGGACCUGCUCAUCUGCGUGGGGCAGAGCCGCGACGGCCCUGAGCUGAGGGAGCGAAUCCGGAAGGUCCGGCGCCAGUGCGUGGACACUUGCAAGCACGCCUCCCAGCUCCUCCUUCCCGGCAUCAAGAACGACGUGGCCGAGGGCAUCCCCGUGGACAACCAGAACUUCGUGCACCUGGUGGCUUGCACGCAGCUCAUGUCCCGCGAACUGCGGAAGUGCAAGCGCCUCGUGCAGACCAUGCCCGUCGACAUGACUGAGUACUACGAGAACAAGCCGGGCCCGUCGGGCAUGGGCGGCCUGGGCGUGAUCUCGCAACUGCUGCUGUGCAAGACCCUGCAACCCGACUUCCACCAGGAGGAGGUCUGCAGCAUAGAGAAGGACAGCGACGACAUCAACGCCAUCCUGAAGGAGAUGCAGGAUUACAUGCCGCAGGAGGACGCCGCCAACAGGAACCUGGCGCUCACGGGCGAGGACAUGUUCAGCCUGUGGAGCAAGAAGCGGACGCGACGCUCCCUCUACCGCAACAUGAGCGCGUUAUGUUGCACCUGCAAGCCGGCUUACUUGUAAUACGCCAGAGUCUAGUUCUCGCGCCACUCCACCGCCACCUCCAUCACUCCACUCGCUGCAGCGCCUCCCACCU
Penaeus indicus is the source of this 1455-nucleotide messenger RNA. RefSeq lists its product as uncharacterized. Lineage: Eukaryota; Metazoa; Arthropoda; Malacostraca; Decapoda; Penaeidae. Bases 711 to 1382 code for a protein of 223 amino acids. The record is from RefSeq and is a predicted model, not a curated record. Gene Ontology annotation, biological process: G protein-coupled receptor signaling pathway. Gene Ontology annotation, cellular component: neuron projection. The transcript has 6 exons.